CACACAUGCUCCGUGUCAUUAUUUUCAAUUUUCAAAAAUAUUUAUUUUGCUUAGUGUAUUAUCAAUUCGGCGCACUCGGUUAUUGUGUCGUCGGUGUCACGCAAACGAAGAUGAAUCAUGACAGGUGCGCGCGCUCAAUCGGGUCAACUGUCUGUGGAGACUAAGAGGGACGCGCACAAUUAAGGUUGGCUCAUUCAUUUGACUGGGGAAAAGAAGGGGGGGGGGGGGAACAACCUUUGUGAAAAGGAGGAGGAAGAGCGCCGUGGAAAUAUCGCUGGACAUGCGACAUGAGUAACAUCAGUGAUGGAGUUGGAGGGCUUCUGCCCCUCUUGAACUUCAAUGGACCCUCAGUCAACAAGUCCAGUGACCUGUUGGCCAAUGCAACAUGCAACGUGUCCACAAAUGAUUCAACAUUCUGCUCGCCAGCGGACGAUGGCACAGGAGCUGCGAGUCCGUACAAGGCAGUCGAGAUGUUUUUUAUCGCCCUGGUCACUGGGUCGCUGAGCCUUGUGACCGUCACAGGGAACAUUUUAGUCAUGCUGUCCAUCAAAGUCAACCGCCACUUACAAACUGUCAAUAACUAUUUCUUGUUCUCAUUGGCAUGCGCUGACCUGAUCAUUGGUGUGUUCAGCAUGAAUUUAUACACUGUUUAUAUCAUUGUUGGAUACUGGCCUCUUGGGCCCGUGGUCUGUGACCUGUGGCUUGCUUUAGAUUACGUAGUCUCCAACGCAUCAGUGAUGAACCUGUUGAUUAUUAGUUUUGAUCGUUACUUCUGUGUGACCAAGCCCCUCACAUACCCUGCGAGAAGGACCACUAAGAUGGCGGGGUUGAUGAUUGCGGCAGCCUGGAUCUUAUCCUUCAUCCUUUGGGCCCCCGCCAUCUUGUUCUGGCAGUUCAUCGUCGGGCAGAGGACAGUGCCACCUGGAGAAUGUUACAUUCAGUUCCUGUCGAACCCUGCGGUGACCUUUGGCACUGCAAUAGCGGCGUUCUAUCUGCCAGUCAUAAUUAUGACCGUGCUGUACAUCCACAUCUCACUGGCAUCAAGGAGCAGGGUUUCCAAACAUAAACCAGACAAGAAAGAGAAGAAAGGCUCAAAAACACCCAGCAUGACGAAGAGUCACAUGCGAAAACAAAACAACAACAAUGAAAGCAGUCCUCGGAAGAGUCCUCAAUUGACUCCCAAGCUCAGUUUGGACUCGACAACCACUGUUGAUGAGGCUGUGAAGAACGGCAGGGCGGGUGCAGCCAAAUCAAGCGGACCACAGAUGCCAGCUCAACGCAGUCCUGGGCUCACAACACAGGAGGAAAAGGAGAGCUCCAAUGAUUCGUCCACAGCCUUUAUUCCCCCAACAGAACCAAAGGCAAGCAAUGAUGCGAUAUGUGAGGCUCCAACUAAUUCUAACCCAGUUCCAGCAAGUUUGACAAAUCCUCCCAUGUCCAAAAUCAAUUCCACCUCAAGGUGGUCUAAGAUAAAGAUCGUGACCAAGCAGGCUGGGGAUGAAUGCAUCACAGCACUCGAGAUCGUCCCGCCCGGGGAGGGAGCCGACAGGCAUUCCAUCCCGAUCAGCCGCCCCAGGACGGUGGCAAGGAAGUUCGCAAGCAUCGCUCGGAGCCAAGUGAAGCGGAAAAGACAGAUGGCCGCCAGGGAAAAGAAAGUGACCAAGACGAUUUUUGCCAUCUUGCUUGCUUUCAUCAUUACUUGGACCCCCUAUAAUGUCAUGGUGCUGAUCUCCACCUUCUGCCAGUCGUGCGUUCCUGACACCGUGUGGGCCAUCGGCUACUGGCUGUGCUACGUCAACUCCACCAUCAACCCGGCUUGUUACGCCCUUUGCAAUGCCACGUUCAAAAAGACUUUUAAAAACCUGCUGCUGUGCCAAUACAAGAACAUUGGCACAAGAUAAGUGGAGAGGACUGAGGCUACAGGGAAAGAAGAGAGGGCGCGAAGGAUGGAGGUAUUUGAAAGCUGGCCUGCUACAGACUUUUACAGUGGAGAAGCAGACACGAUUUAUGUUGCAAAUAAAGGAAAAUUGAGCCCCAAGUCCUCCAGCUCCCCCCAUAAAUUGAACAAAAUCUUGAGGAGAAAAAUGAUUUAAUCAAAUCUGCUGUGGGGGGAGCAGGAAGGACAAUAAUUAAUAUUGGUGAAUUGAUGGAGGGUUACAUUAGAAUGACAAUACUAAUGAAUGAGUGUAAAAUACUGAGGGGAAGGACAUGAUUGGAGGGUGGAAGGAAUGUUUUGUGGACUGAGGUUGGAUUAAGGAAUGAAUAAUAAACAACAGUGUAGUGUGAAUGGAUGGUUUAUGUACAGUGGAUGUAAGAAUGGUAUAUACAAGACAGAUGGAUAAUGAUGCUGUGAAAAUCAAAUGACCUGACCAAAGAUAUUUGGAAAGAUCCCACUAUUCAUUUUUACAGAGAUGUUUGACUUGAUUGUCAGAGAUUAGUCAUAAAUUCUAUUUACAAUCAUUACGUAACGUGUUUAUUCUACUCAAGCCAACAUGGUAGGUGUGAAAAUUGAUUGCGGACUACUAAGAUUAACUUCAUUCAAUUAGGGAAAAGUCUAAGGAACUGAGACGUGUGCGGUCAAGAAACCUCAAGCGAAGGAAACGCCGCGCUUAUUUCCCAAUAUCACUCGCUAUUGUGUCUAUUAGCCAUGUGAUCGGCAGGCGAUCAGGGUGCAUGUAGUCCCUCCCCCUAAGUCAGGUUGGAUACCCCCCAGCUUCCCUGUGACUUUAAACACAUAUAGUAAAUGGAACUAUGGAUGAUGACAGCUUUUGGUAUUAUACUCUGAUUCCUCAGUUUUAGUGACAAGAAGGGAUUCAUUAAAAUUUAAAGAACCUGUAAAGUGAAUUCAGAGAUUUCUUUUUAAAAAAUAUGUUAUACAUGUUUUAAUAUAAUUUCUGAAAACGUGCAAAGACUGAGAACUAUGCAGUACUCUGUUGUGGAGAUUUAAGGUCCUAUUUCCGAGAAUGGCGUAAGUCCGGCGCACAAGGCAGCACAACUGUGCACCAGAGGCGGGUUAGAGCGGUGUUGGUAAUUUCAUGGACGAACGUAAGUCAGGCGGAUCUGUGGGUGGGCAGGCUGCGCCACUGUGGGAGUGUUUACGACCAAAACUUCAUUUCCCGCCAAUAAUAGCAGCUCCUCUCAUUCCCUUUAAAUGUGGCGCACUCACAGUCUCGCAUGGAGACAUCGCUGUGUGGAAGAGGGCAAUGCGUAAUCGCAGCACUCUGUGCGUGAGUGGAGCAUUGUCACUGCUUUAGCCAUGUUGUGUAAACAGAAAAUGUGAGCGGGUACACAGAAUGAGCUGGUGAUAACCACUGGCGACAUAAAUAUGUCUGCAGAGCUCAGUAUCUGUCUGCCUGUACCCCGAUCAAAUUCUCGCGUUAGACUAGCAGUCUACCUUGGGCCAAGAUUUAGACAUGGUCUGAGCAGUCGUAAAUUUAGAUCAACUUUCUGCCACCAAAUUGUCACACCGCUGGGCGCAUCUCUAAGGACGCACUCUCACUGUGCCAGAACGACCAGCUUGGCGCAGACUGGUCUGCUCAAUAGGCGAGUGUUGUGCUGCACGAAAAUCUCAACGCCCCCGCAUUUGCACCCAGGCCUCUUCCACUUCCACCCUUCUCUGGAACAUGGUGUGUCAAAUGUAAAAGAUGUUUGUUUUCACUUUACAGGGACUUUAAGAACAGUUUGGUGUUUGGCCAACCAAGCGGGAUUGUGUACUUCUCUUCAUGUUUGAUAAAUCGACAUUGCCGCAGGGGGAGCGACGUUUGCUUUAGCCAUAUCAGCCAUUGUUAGCAAAAGCCAUUAAUAAUAUAGCAUUACUUUACACAGGAUUUUUCCUUUUUUAAAUUUUAGUUUAGCGUUUGUGAGAAACACAAUUUUGUUUUUUUUACCACACAGAGAAGCAGACAACACAUAGGCAGCUUGCAAGGAGAUAUAUCAGAGGAGUUUUUCCAACCUCUAUUCAACCAAGGCAUGUAUUGCAUUUAACAUUGACAAAAAGGGCACAAAAAGUAUAUAAACUAAAAGAAUAAUGAUCUCGUCUCAAUGUUUAGUUUAACACAAAGCUAUUAUUGUGUUGUAUAAAUGGCAACAGGUGGAUACACUGGUUAAUUGUUCCUUCUACCAGCUACUGGAAAAUAAUGGUUCUCACUGCCACUAUACAUUGCUGGCAUAGAUAGGUGAACAAAGACAUCUGAUUUAUUGCGAAGAAAUAAUAACGUUUGGACCACGUAAGUGAAACUGGAUGAUUUCCCCCCAACUGCACACCUGAUGAUCUCUCACAGCACCUUAAUGUGCUGCGGCACAGUGGUUAGCAAUCACUUUGUCAGAGUUAAGGGAAGGGAUGUCUCCAAUAAGUUGCAAUUUGUGUUGCACGGAGCAGGACUUCAACCGUGACUUUUAUUUCUACACUGAAGGCUAAGUCCUUACAAAUGAGCUACUGUAUAUACAUGCAAACUCAAUCAAUCUAUGAAUAGCCCCCGGACAGUACUGAGUAUGACCAAUGAUCCAAUGACAAUUUACACCUGCAACUUUCACCUACUGUCAACUGUACUGCGCUGGUCACCAAUAUUGACAAGGACUAUUACAGAUAGCUAGAACAAGAGAGAGCUGCAUGCUGCAAUCUGCUUUUAUUUGCACACUUUGUAAUGUUUAACAAGGGAUUACGUGUAAUGUAGUCAUACUGAUUAAAUGUAUAUUGAAUAUAAUUAACAGUAAUAUGCCAUCAUAUAACAUUUAUGAAUCUUGUACAUGAAUAUUAAUGUCACUAUAUCUAGGUUUACUUACUGAUCCAAGUAAAUAUGAACGUUAAGAUUCCAAGUUAACAUUCCAACAUAAGAUUGUUUACCUGGCUGAAUAAGAGAUACUCCAGUACUUCCUUAUGGUGUUUUUGUUUUUGUGUAUCUGGAAAAAUGUAUAAUUUAAAAUACAGUACUGUGAAAAAGCAUUGCCCUCCGUCUCAAAUUCUUAUAUUUUUGCAUAGUUUCCCCACUUUAAUGUUUAAGAUCAUAAAACAAAUGUAAAUAUCGGACAAAAAUAACCCAAGUGGACUUAAAAGGCUGUUUUUAAAUGGGGAUUUCAUUUAUUGAUGAAACAAAAAGGUAUUCAAAGUUACCUGGCCCUGUGUGAAAAAGUAAUGACCCCCUAAACCUAAUAACUGGUUGGGUCUUCCUCAGCAGCAACAACUGAAAUCAAGCGUUUUCUAUAACUGCCAAUGAAUCUUUCACAUCUCUGUGGCGAUAUUUUGGCCCACUCUUCCUUGCACAAUUCUUUGAAUUCAGCAAAAAUUGAGCGUUUUCACGCAUGAACGGCCUUUUUAAGGUCAUGCCACUGCAUUUCAAUCGGAUUCAAGUCCGGACUUUGACUAGGCCACUCCAAAACUUUAAUUUUGUUUUUUUUAAGCCAUUCAGAAGUUGACUUACUGUUGUGUUUUGGAUCAUUAUCCUGCUGCAGAACCCAAGUGCGCUUUAGCUUGCGGUCACAAACUGAUGGCUGAACAUUCUCCCUCAGAAUUUUCUGUUAAAGAGCAGAAUUCAUGGUUCCAUCACAGCAAGUUGUCCAGGUUCUGAAGGACCAAAGCAGCCCAAGACCAUCACACUACCACCACCAUGUCUCACUUUUGGUAGGAUGUUCUUUUUCUGAAAUGCUGUGGUACAUUUACGCCCGAUGUAAUGAGACACACACCUUUCAAGAAUCUCAACUUUCAACUCGUCAUUCCAUAGAACAUUCUCCCCAAAAUCUUGGGUUCCAUUCAGAUUUUUUUUUUUUUUUUUUUUUGCAAAAGUAAGAUGAGCCUUUAUGGUUUUUUUUUGUUUGUUUUCUUUUUGGGUCAGCGGUAGUUUUCGCUUUGGAACUCUGCCGUGGAUGUCAUUUUUGCCCAGUCUCUUUGUUAUUGUUAUUGUCAUGAACAGUUAUCUUAACUGAGGCAAAAGAGCCCUGCAGUUCUUUAGAAGCUGUACUGAGUUCCUUUGUGGCCUCCUGGAUGGGUCAUUGCUGUUCUCUUGGGUUAAUCUUUGUAGGUCGGCCACUCCAGUGGCUUCACCACUGUUCCAUGUUUUCUCCAUGUGAGGAUAAUGGCUCUCCCUAUGGUUCACUGGAAUCCUAAAGCCUUAGAAAUGCCUUUUGUAACACUUUUCAGAGUGAUUGAUGCCAAUUACUUUACUUCUCGACUCCUGUCAUUUUGUUGCAGCUUUUUUAGAUCUUUUGUCUGACUUGAUUUUGUCAGAUUCUGUUUAACUGUUUUCUUGACUGAACAGGCCUGGAGGUAAUCAGGCUUGGGUGUGAUCAGUGAAAAUAAACCCAGAAUUGUGAUUAGCCACAAUUAAUUUAUGAUUGAACAAGUGGGGUCAUUACUUUUUCAACACAGGUCCAGGUAACUUUGAAUAUUUUAUUCCCUUAAUUUUUCCUUAAUAUAUAAUAAUUUAAAGUUCACUUGGCUUAUAUUUGUCUAUCUACAUUUGUUUGAUGAUUCUAAACAUUAAAGAGGGGAAACUAUACAAAAAUGUAAGAAUUUGAGAAGGGGGGCAAUACUUUUUCAUGGCACUGUAUUAUCACCCUUUGUCAAAGCAAUUGCUUUUAAUUGUUCCAAGGUGCUCAUAUACCGGAGAUCUAAGGUUGCAUGAUUUUGGCCAGCCCAUGACAAACCAUCAAGACACACAAAUUGGUUCUACUAUACAACUAGGCUUUACACCGUCAGGAUUUUUGGGGCCGAUCACUGAUCAGCAAGUUUAAAAAAACCGAUAACUGAUCACCGAUCUGAUCACAAGAUUGAACAAUGUGUCUAUUUACAUGACUUGUUCAUUUACUGUAUAUACUUUUGUAUUGUAUACUGAGUAUCUUCAAAAGUAUUCUCUAGUCAGGUCAUGUAUUCUCAUCAGUCAGGUCAAACCAAUAUUACAACAUGACAGAAAUAAUGGGUGCUAAGGUAUUGUAAUUAAAUUACUUUAUUGAGAUUACCGAAACUUUAGAGCAUGAUUCGACAUAACACCAUCAUGUUUACGUACAACUGUUAGUGCUAGCACUAUCUUGCAAGGCUACAUAACGUUUUUUUGCCUGCUUGCGAGCCGUAUCGUGUUAAAAGUACGUGAACAUUCCUCAAGUAAUCCUUGAACGAAUGUCCUCUCCCAAGCACCGGUGACCACCACCACACAUUUUACCCCAUUUUGUUCUUAUAAUACACGGGGCGCGAUCCAUUGUUGUUGUUGUCGCCAUGAUAACGAGUGCGUCCGGUCGCAUUUGAGUUGACAAGAUAAAGCCAAGUGAUCGUAAAAGAUGGGAUGCAGUGGCAUCAGAAUACAAGAUUUUGCCAUCGUCUGACAUAGCAUGCAAAUUUGUCUUGUCGUCUGAUCCAGGCAUUACGUGUUGUCUGUCCAACGUCGUCGACAAGUUUUUUUUAAUAACUUUAUAUUUACAGUACAGUCAGAUAUUUACAGUACUAUGUCAAAAAACGCGACAAGGCUAAAAAUAAACUCACUCUUAGAUUCAAAUAUACUUUACACGAUGGCAACGCGGAGUAAAUGUCUUUUGUUGAGCUGAUCAAUUACGUCGUUGGAACAUUAAAGCCGAUAAGCCGAUCAGCAUAAAAUGCUAAUUAUCGGCCGAUACUGACCAAGCCGAUCAGAUUGGUGUAGUCUAUAUCCAACAGGUGUUUUGUGAUGGUUUGACAUCAUGCGCCUUUAAACCAUGAUUUAAUGAGACAUAAACACCCAAAAAUCUCAUUUAAUGGACUUGCGUAAAACCUUGAUUUUAUUCAAAAUGAGGUUAAUACAGACAUCUGCCUCAAUUAGGUGGCACGUGAAUAUAAUAGGGAUCCACCGAUAAAAAAAAAAUUAGACCGAGUACAAGUUAUUACAUUUGAGUACUUGCUGAUACAAUCUACCCAUACCAGAUAAUGUCAUUACGACUUGCAAUUGUAUUCAAAAUGUGUUUUAUUUUAACCAAAUAUGGUUCAAAAACAUAAACUUUUCUUGAACAUGACAUAAUCUUACUCCAAUAAAAGACUACAUAGAGUAGCAACUUGUUAUUACAACAACUGUCGGCACGGCCGCCUCCAUCGCUAACUGAGCAGAGCGUAAUUGGCUGCUGGCGAAAAGUGUUUUACGUCAAUAUACUGUCCCUCCACACAGCUGACAUGGCUCCUACCUGGAAUUUAUACGUCAGGCUGGUGAAGUGGUAUUAGUGUCAUAUUAUCAGUGCAUUAUUACAAUUCCGAAUACAGAUGUACCGUAUCAUUCCUAUAAUGUAUAGACAGUAAGAAACUGCCUAUGAUAUAUGAUGGCAUGGAAUGUCUGGCAUUCGUAAUGGCCAAUCAGAUGCUUUAAUCCUGGGUUCGAAAACCACAUGUGCAUUGUUAAAACGCCCAUUCAUCCUACUCUGAAAAAAGUACAGUAAUGUCAUUUUCGGAUAUCUCUCAUCUAUAUAUACUGUACGCUCUAUAUGGACAUAUGGAUUUCACUGAUGGGAAUUGAAAAUUGAUAAUAUGGAGUUGAAAAUGGGUGAAUAGAUAUUUGCGUUUCAUAUUCAGCCUGUACACGAGGAUUUUUCUGAACUCUCCGUUUUGUCAUUGUGCCUUUUCCGAUGAAUUUCUUCAGGCUGAUUGGCCUAAAUAACCUUAGAGUUAGCUCUACAUGCUGGUUUGGUAUGCACUGGAUAAUCCAAAAUGCAUUUCCAUGUGGACAAGAGAUUUGGUAGUGUGUCUGGAGUGCGCGCGAAUGUUCUCGUUAAAAAGACAAUCAUGAAUCCCAAUCAUGUGGACAGGUCUCAAUACUUCAGUCCAUAUAAUGUGUAUGAAACAGAGCUGCGAUGUCAACACAACGACUGACCAAUCUUGCAACUCUGUUAGUAGUUAUUGUUUCACUGUUUUGUUUCGUUUAUUAGAUGCACUAGACGGGGUGCAGUAGGAGUCAGGUCCCUCAAGGUACAAGACACUAAUGUACCCCAAUAGGCUAAUUAUUACACUCAAUGAGCCUAAAUAUACAGUUCAGCUUUGAGGCAAGUGUCACCUUAGUGACAAACCAUUAUACCUCGUGUUUGUUUUUCGUUUUUUGACAGUGAAGCAUGCUUUUGUCAGAAUCUGGCGUGGUGAUUGAUUUCCAGUGUACAGCGCAUGUACUUUUUUAUGAUCCAACAUGCAUUGUGAUUUGUGUUCUUCCUUCUUGUCAUAGUAACCCUUCAACAGCAUCAAUUAAGUCACAACAAAAAUAAAAAUCUGUCUGUUUAUACACUGUGUUCCAAAUUAUUCGGCAUACGGUCUUUGUCAUCAACAAUUAUAUUAGAUUCUACAAUAUUCAAGAAUUUAUGAAACAAAACCACCACGAUGACAACAGUAUUUCUUCUUUUCAAAAUGACUCAAAAUACAGUGUUCCAAAUUAUUAUGGUCAGCAAAAAAAUAGUUAUCCUUGAAUUUGACUUCUCUGGAAACCUAAUUAUCAAACCUGACUAAGAUCAGGAGAAACAUGCAGAAAUGUGCCAAGUGUAGUUAAAAUCUUGGAACACAGUGUAUUGGAAUUGGUGGACUGGUCGUCUAUUUAUGACAUAUGGAAGAGAAAAAUCGAUGCAUCAACUAUGUUUCCUUGAUUUUGGAAAUAUAUUUAUUUGUAAUGUAUAUACUUUCUAUUUAAUGUACUAUUCAAACAACUGGUUUCCCAAAAGCAAUGCUAAAGAAUUAUACUGUACCAAUUUGUGGUAAAUCAAUCAUAAAGUGAGCAAUAAAUGUUUAAAUGUGCUCCAACGCUCCACUUCUACAGGUAUUGAGUCGAUUUGACUCCAAACAUGACCUCACUGUUCAGACAAGUAUGCCUUAUGUAAUCCUGAACGCUAUCAGCUUCAUAACUGUGGCAUUAAAAUCAUGAUGUUUUACUUCUGUAACAUUUGAGAAAAUAUUAAAAAGGCUUAGAUGGCCAUUUUUGUUUACAUCACAUUCCACAAUGGAUCGAUGACAAGAUGUUUUUUUGGGUGAACCAUACUGCGGCCCCAUUGGUUUAAACUAUACUGCUAUGAAACACGCCGUUUGUGCACCCUUUUCAUUUGACCCAUAGCACAAAUUCUGCCAGGAUUACAACACUGAAAGACGUAACGAAGAAAAAGUGGUGCUAAAUUGCUGGGAUCUGUGUGGCACUUAGUUUGGAUGCAUUUUUCAGUAAAUUGCCAGACAAAAUGGUUUUGUAGACUUUAGAAUUCAUUCUGCUGCUACCAUCAUGAGUUACAUCAUCAAUAAAGAUUAGUGAGCCCGUUGCAGAAGCAGCCAUGCAAGCCCAAGCCAUGACAUUACCUCCAUCAUGCUUCACAAAUGAGCCUCGUGUGUUUUGGAUCAUCCUUUCUUUCUCCAUACUUUGACCUUUCUAUCACUUUGGUACAGGUUAAUAUUGGUCUCAUUACUCCUUUGUGGCUCAUCUCUGAACGUCUUUGCAAAAAUCCAGUCUGGCCUUCCGAUUCUUUUUGCUGAUGAGAGGUUUGCAUCUUGUGGUUUCUUCUCUCGAAGUCUUCUUCGAACAGUGGAUUGUGAUACCUUCACCCCUGCCCUGUGGAGGUUGGCAAACCAUUUUGUCUGGCAAUUUACAGAAAAAUGCAUCCAAAUUCAUCGGGAGAAGCUUCAUCAUGCAACAAGACAAUGACCCAUAACACACUGCCAACACAACAAAGGACUUCAUCAGGGGGGAAAAGUGGAAGGUCUUAGACUGGCCAAGUCAAUCACCAGACCUUAACCCAAUAGAGCAUGCAUUUUACCUCCUGAAGAGGAGACGGAAGGGAGAAACCCCCAGACACAAACAAGAACUGGAAGAGGCUGCAGUAAAAGUCUGGAAAAGCAUUUCAAAUGAAGAAUGGAACAGUCUGGUGAAGUCAAUGGGUCGCAGGCUUGAUGCAGUUAUUGCAAGUAAGGGUUAUGCCACCAAAUAUUAAAUGUAAUUCACUUUAAGUUAAUUUAAUAGUGUCCAUUCCAAUACAUUUGCUCACUUGAAAAGUGGGUGGGUUCAAACAAAAGGGGCUCUGUCCUGAGUUGUUUAACACAUCUAAAUUUAAAUACCAUGAAAUGACAGCUGGAAUUCUGAACUUUUGUCUCACAUUAAUUUUUUGAAACCUAAACGUAAAUGUCUUCAGUAUACAACAAAAACAAAGGAAUGGACCUUGUCGUUCCAAUACUUUUGGAGGGUACUGUACUAUCAAGGGUGUCAAACUCAUUUUUGUGGCGGGCCACAUUACUACGGUUUCCCUUAUGACUGUGAAACCAUAUAAAUGUUUAAUCGCCUCAUCAUAUUAUCACAUAUACAGAACAGAUUCAUGGAUAACUACUUUUGAAAGCAGAAGUCAAGGAUAAUAGUUUGCUCAACGAUUGUUCAAGUUACUGUAACAAGGGGUUUGGUAUCAAACACAUGCUUGCAAUAUCUCAAUGUUAUUUAUUAAACAAUUUAACAUGAUACAGAUUGAGACAGAUUUGAGGAAGAACCUGUAACCUGUGUUAUACUUGCUGCAGUUUACUUUGCUUUUUGUUAGUAAGUAUGUUUGUGUUGGGUGCGCCAAGGGUAAUCCUACUGACAGCGGUUGGAAUCUUCCGAAAAGGCUUACAGAGUACGCGGACUUCUGUGUCAGCUUUCAUAAGCUGUCGUGAUACAGCGCAGGAAAUAGGAUGGAUAAACCCCAAUAUGUUUGCGUCCUCCAGCUCACUCACUAUCAAGAGACUUCUUUUGUUAGCUUCCACGAAUGACCGCCUGGCUUUCUGUUUAAAAUUUAUUUUAAUUUUUUUUAUCUGCAAGUAUUUUCCCGCUGUUUUCUCCUCUACUUGAGGAGUGGGAAGACUUCGGUUCCCUUUUUGUCUUUGGAUUGAUAAACUGCAAACGAAAGCUGCAGAAUGUGGCAUGACUGCAACAUUCUCUACCCUGGCUGCGCCUGUGAUUGGCGAACACCCUGCGAAAGAAAGUCAUUCCCAUCACUUGUACUCAUAACAAUUCGUGUGUCAAUUGGCAUUCGAAAAACAAAUAUUGACUGAUUAUUUUGUUUGUUUGUUCAUCUAGCGAAUAAGUAAAAAAUUAUAGAUUUUUCAUAAUUCCAUUUGAGGCUCAGUGCCAAAAUACAAAAUUGAAAAACGUGCCACAGUACAAAAUUUUUAUGCACAGUUCCAGAAAGAAGAAUGAAAACCUUCCCAUGUCUACUAGUCCACGUGAUGUUCCAAGUGGAGAUGAAUGUGUUGAAAACAUUGAGACAAGGAGAGAGAUAAACUGCGGUGAAAGCAAUUGUCACAUCUUCCUCUUUAAGUCACACGUUUAGUCAGGUUUUUCCAUUUCGUCAGCCUAAAAUUUAAAUCUGAACAAUCAGGCUUUUUCUUGUGUUGUGAUUAAAAAACAAAUAGUAGAAUAACUAGGCACUUUUUCAUUAGUUGUAAUUUUUCAUUGCCAAUUGAAAAACGGAUGAAUCUUGGAUUUCAUAGCCUUGUCCUCCGUCACUAUCCAAAGUUUUGCUGCAACAAUCCAUCUGUCGUUCACACGUUGGUUCCUGAUUUAGCUUUAAAUAUUGGGGGGGAAAAACUGAACUGUGAGGGCACCAUUCAAAGAAAAAUGCAGAAAAUGUAAUUUCAUUUUAAAAAAAUCCAUAUAAUAUAUAAGAAGGUAUUAAUUUUUGUGAUUUGGAUCUAACUUACUUUUAAACUUUUCAUUGCUUUCCAGCAGCAGCUUUUGGGAAAACAGCUUUUGACAAUUGUCUUUGUAAUGCUUUUUGUAGCCUUUUUUUUUUUUUUUUGACUGAGACUGAGCUUUUACUGCAUGUUGGUCAGCAUCACCUAACACAAUACAUACUUUGUAAAUACAAAAUAUGUGGUUGAGCUCUAAGUAUGUAUAAGAAAAAACAUUAUGAUGGUAAUAAACAACCUAUGUUUCACAUUU
Phyllopteryx taeniolatus (common seadragon) is the source of this 12866-nucleotide messenger RNA. RefSeq names its product cholinergic receptor, muscarinic 4a (gene chrm4a). Gene Ontology annotation, molecular function: G protein-coupled acetylcholine receptor activity. Gene Ontology annotation, biological process: adenylate cyclase-activating adrenergic receptor signaling pathway. The record is from RefSeq and is a predicted model, not a curated record. Lineage: Eukaryota; Metazoa; Chordata; Actinopteri; Syngnathiformes; Syngnathidae. Gene Ontology annotation, cellular component: plasma membrane. The transcript is spliced from 7 exons. Bases 288 to 1901 code for a protein of 537 amino acids.